UCAGCCUGGAGCUUGUGAAGGGACCUGGCUCCAGAGGACACUGAGACCUAAUUAUGUGAGCACCCACCAUGAACCGAAAGAAGCUACAGAAGUUGACAGACACCUUAACUAAAAGUUGCAAGCAUUUUAAUAAAUUUGAAGUGAACUGUCUUAUUACGCUUUUCUAUAACUUGGUGGGUGAUGUAGCAGAAAGACCAGGGGUAGUCAUUGGACUAGAUCGUAAUGCAUUUCGGAACAUCCUGCAUGUGACAUUUGGAAUGACAGAUGACAUGAUUAUGGACAGAGUAUUUCGAGGUUUUGAUAAAGACAAUGAUGGCUGUGUAAAUGUAUCAGAAUGGAUUCAUGGAUUAUCACUGUUUCUUCGAGGGACUUUAGAAGAAAAAAUGAAAUAUUGUUUUGAAGUGUUUGAUCUGAAUGGUGAUGGCUUCAUUUCAAAGGAAGAGAUGUUCUACAUGCUGAAGAGCAGUCUUCUCAAGCAGCCCUCUGAGGAGGACCCUGAUGAAGGAAUUAAAGAUUUGGUUGAAAUUAUACUUAAGAAAAUGGACCAAGACCAUGAUGGGAAGUUGUCCUUUGCAGACUAUGAGAACGCUGUGAGAGAAGAGACCCUUCUACUGGAAGCCUUUGGGCCAUGCCUGCCUGAUCCAAAGUGCUUGCAGAUACCAGACGGAAGACUCUGGAGAGGGGCCUGACCCCAAGUAGCCAGAGCCAGAGACACUGGAGUACAGACCUUCUCAAAUACUACAGGUUCUGGAGGGAUGAAAGAGCUUUAAGUAAGUGAGCUACAGUAAUUACGUUGCUUUAAUGGGGCAAUACCUGCUUUUGUUGUGCUAUGGUGCAAAGACCUAAUUAUUCAAACACAGCCAUUAAUUCCCACACAGCAAAGAUGACGGCAGAUGUUAUAAAGAUACCAUCUCUUGGCCAUUUGCCCACCAGGCCCAGCUUCUAAGACUCUUCAAAUACAAAUUCAGCUCUUCCAGAAAUGUCUACCACAUUUCCUAGGACACCAGAGCCCAGAAGUGGCCAGCAACAUCUGGCAGAAAGGAGAAUAGAAGUGGCAGGGAAUGUCCUUUCUUCCACAGCCUCCUAGUGAACCGGAGGCAGCUGGGCUAGUUUGAAUGGAAUGACCUUGACUAUCUGGGGCCUACUGUGUCCUGCUCAGUUUUUCACAUAGCCAAGCAACUUCCACCAGGGCACAGGAACUCGUUUCACACAUCUUUACACAAAGAUGAAAACAAAAUAUUCAUAUUAUCAGAGGACAAAAUGUACUCAGAACUCAGAAACCUGUCCAACUUCCUGCUGCCACCACCAGGAGGGGAAAAGAGUGACUGGAUGAAUUGUAGGUACACUAUUGCUUAAACUUGAGCACUCAAAAGCAGGCACCAGCCUGCCUGCAUUUUUCCUAUCCCAGCCCUUCAGUGAGUAACUGUUAGGAAAACACAAAGGGCUUUUAAAAGUUCAAAGAAUUUUUUAAGUGGCUGCAUCAUUAUUACCACCAAAUUUCUCAAUACUUUGACUUCUAUAAACUAAAACAAAUAAAUAAAUUUAUGUUGAGAGGAGACCAAGGGGGUUUCUCUGCACCAACCAUAACAACAAAAUUUCCUAGAAGUGGGGUCCCUCAAAGCUUUCUCAUUUUCUCCUGUGUGUGCAAACACACACAUAUGUAUACACACACACAUUCACACACAUUCACCCACACAUAUGUACACUCAUACUUUCUCUUUCACACACACACACAUCUACACAUAUGCACACUCACACACAUACACUUACAUACUUAUACACUCUCACACACACACUCAGACUUUCUCCCUCUCUCUCUCUCACACACAUGUACUCACAUACAUGUACACUCACACUCAUACAUUCUCACACACACAUACACUCACACUUUCUCUCACACACACAUACUCACACUCACACUUUUUAUCUCUUAUACACACACACACACACACACACACACACACACACACACACACACACUGUCUCUGUAAUGUGCAUCCUGCCUAGAAGCUGGAGAACUGAAAGAAUAGCAGGAAAGUCUCUGGAGAUGCUUCUCUUAACAAAGCUUUUGUCCAAAGUCUUGGGUUGGAUUUCCAGCUGGCUUCUUCCAUAUUCACUAAUAAUAGGAAGAGUGUCUAUUUGUCUGAAAAAAAUGCAGGCUGAAGUUCUAGCUGUAAAAAGAAAAGCACAAAAAGGCUGCAAAUGCCUCUCAGUGGUAAAAUACUUUCAUAAUAAAUAUUCUGAGUUUGAUCACCAGCACUGAAGGAAGGAAGCCUGGAGGGAGGGAUUGGAAAACAGAUCACUUAUAAUAAUAAGUCAUAUCUUGUCCUGGAAUCAAGAAUUUGGCAUGGACAAUAUCAUGUUAUACUGAGCAGAGAGAGACUUAUACACUCCAAAUGGAAGGAAGCAGCACAGCCCUCCACAUGGCACUGGCAGUUCCUGCUGGUGAGGAAUGCCCAGCUCAGUGUUAUCAUUGUUGGGAUAUCAAAUCAAGACUGCAAGAAUGAAAGAUGAAUGCUUGCUUCUUAGGAGAACUUGAGCUCCAGGAAAACUGCAGCGGUCAAGAGAGCUUUCCAAGUAUGUCAGUUCUAAAAUAGCGCACAGUAAAAUUGACUAAUGAAUUAAAUUUAACUAAAAAUAGUCAGAAUGGUAGCAAUGAAAAAUAGCAAGAACUAAGAACAGGAACAAUUCCCCAUGUCUGACAAAGACCUGAAAUAGCACCUAAAUUCUUCGUAAUUGUUCUUAGAGUUCAGGCCAGGGAGGGGAUGAAGCCCUUUACAAAUCAAAGGCUGGUUCUAUAUGCAGGUAACAGGGAGCUCCAUAGUUCUCAGGCCUUGAAGCCAGGGAGCCUCUUGGAGCAGGACUGAAAGGAUAUAGAGCCAGGGUCCUUUCUUCCCAGACUACAGAAAAGGGCUGAGGCAGAGGA
Molecule: messenger RNA, 2926 nt
Organism: Peromyscus californicus insignis
Lineage: Eukaryota; Metazoa; Chordata; Mammalia; Rodentia; Cricetidae
Gene: Clxn
Product: calaxin
Exons: 6
Coding region: 69-689 (206 amino acids)
Molecular function (GO): calcium ion binding
Source: RefSeq, a predicted model, not a curated record